This is a messenger RNA of Oppia nitens, 910 nucleotides long. Its product is annotated as trypsin-1-like. The record is from RefSeq and is a predicted model, not a curated record. The transcript is spliced from 3 exons. Gene Ontology annotation, molecular function: serine-type endopeptidase activity. Lineage: Eukaryota; Metazoa; Arthropoda; Arachnida; Sarcoptiformes; Oppiidae. Gene Ontology annotation, biological process: proteolysis. The coding region runs from base 44 to 910 and encodes 288 amino acids.
UAUUGAAUCAAAUGCAAAGUAAUUUAUAAAUAUAUUUUAUGUAAUGAAAGGUUUAAUAACAUUAAUAAUAUCAUUGGCACUAAUAGUGCAAUUAAUAUAUACGGAUAAUGAGUGUGGAAUCAGUCAUUAUAAAAACAGUACAACAAAUGGGAUGAUAGUUGGCGGCCGUGAGGCCGGUAAGGGUGAGUUCCCGUGGAUGGUAUCCGUCCAAUACAAACAAUCGCACAAUAGCUACAAACAUAUGUGUGGAGGAUCGGUGAUCAACAAAAAUUGGGUUUUAACUGCAGCCCACUGUCUAAUUGAUGAAUUUUUUAGACAACCAUUUAGAGAAGAUUCCGUACAAAUAGUGGCCGGUGCUCAUGAUAUCAACAUAUGGGAGACUGGGAUGUCUAUACAUUCAGUGCACAGUAUGGUUAUUAACGAAUACAAUAAAAACUAUCCUUUCGAUGACAUUGCAUUGAUUCGUGUGAAUGAAGAAUUCAAAUAUUCAGAGUCACAUUGGAUGGUCAACAGUAUCUGUUUACCCGAUGAGCACUACAAUGUCCACACUAUUGCCGACGCCGUAGCCAUUGGUUGGGGUCAAACAUCAACCGUAGGUCACGAUUCGCCAAUACUUUUGGCAGUAGAUUUGCCGAUAGUGUCCAGUGACAAACAGGAUAGAUGUGCUUAUAAAUAUGGAUUUAAACAUUUCAGGGACAGUGUAUUUUGUGCCGGUGCUCAACAUGGAAAGGAUACCUGUCAUGGUGAUUCUGGUGGUCCACUCAUACAAAUUGUUAAUAACAGAUCAAUAGUUGUGGGAAUCACUAGUUUUGGUUCAUCAAUAGGAUGUGGUGCUAAAGGCAUUCCCGGCGUAUACACUGAUGUAAGUAAAUAUCUAAAUUGGAUUCAUCAACAUAUUAUUGAUCACUAA